Molecule: messenger RNA, 2225 nt
Organism: Teleopsis dalmanni
Lineage: Eukaryota; Metazoa; Arthropoda; Insecta; Diptera; Diopsidae
Product: neprilysin-4-like
Exons: 2
Coding region: 99-2189 (696 amino acids)
Biological process (GO): protein processing
Cellular component (GO): plasma membrane
Molecular function (GO): metalloendopeptidase activity
Source: RefSeq, a predicted model, not a curated record
UUGUGUUAGAUGAUUCUAUAAACUACGUUGCUCUGUGUCUAGAUUACUUUAGUAUCAAAAGUAUCAUUCGCAAAGCCGUGAAAUCAAUAAUUUAUCACAUGCUUGUAUUACUGCUCUUAGUCCAGGUAAUGUGGGUUAUCUCGAAACCGACGGACUCAAUUGAUUUUGUGAGAUCAAACAACGUAAUCGAGAAUGACGUGUCUAUAAAUGUGCCAGAAAAUACAGAUUUACAGUACCGAAUUGAAUAUGCAAAGUUAAUGAAAACAUUUAUGAAUGAAAGUGUGAAUCCGUGUGAUGAUUUUUAUGAGUAUGCUUGCGGAAAUUGGAAAAAUGUUAUUGAAGAACGGUACACGGAACACAAACGAAGCAAUGGUAGAGAUAUUAAGUAUAAAUUAAACGAUGCCGUAGAAAAGAUAUUAAAUGAUUCUGUUGAAAACUUAACAAACGAAUAUGCUAAUGAGUUUAAACUAGCCCAGCAGUUUUAUCAGUCGUGCUUAUCAGCAGAUUUAUACCCAACAACAAUGUCGCAAGUAUAUAUUGAUGUUAUCAAAUCGAUUGGGGGUUUUCCAGCUAUUGAUGAAACAUGGCAAUCAACCAAUUUUAGUUGGCUUAAUAUGAGUGCUCAUCUUACCAACUACGAUGUUGAUGGAUUAAUUAAGGAAGAUAUCCGUUCAUUAUAUCCAUUUCCACCCUAUUUCAAAAAACAAGAUUUAGGUUUUGAUUAUGUAGUUAACAGUGAUAAUAUAGCUUCAAAUACGACGCAAAGUUACAUAAGUAAUGAAAAGAGUAUUCGACACUACUUAAGUGUAUAUGGAGUAGAAGAGGGGAAGAUAUCACAAAUCGUAGAUGAAAUCUUUGAUUUUUGGCGAGCAAUAUUAAAACCAAUGGAUGAAUUUGAAGAGUCUGCUGAAGUAGAUGUAGAACCAUUUUGGAGAGAUUACUUUGAUAUAGCUUGGAUGGGUCAAAAAUUCAAUGAAUCCGUUACAAACUAUUAUCAUUUUUCUUCUCUUUAUAAUAAGUUGAACACCGUCUGCAAUGAACACAAAGAAGCUGCAGCGAAUUAUUUAGCACUCCAAUUUUUAUACGGAAUGGACGCUAAACUUAAAAAGAAGGAAUUUCAAAAGGAGUACUGUCUCAUUGAUAUACAGUAUACUUUUCGAUUUUUGAUCGAUAAAUUUUAUUUAGAGAAAUAUUUUAAUGAGGGAAUAAAAACUGAAGUUACGAAAUUAGUUAAAGAAAUACAGAAAAGUGUACGCCAACAAAUAGAACAAGCAGAAUGGUUAGAUGAAAAAACACGCACUGAAGCUUUAUUAAAAGAAUCCACAAUGCAAUCACAAAUUGGAAAAUUCGUGGACCCAGGUUUGUCUGAACGUCUCAUUCGCGAAAUAAAUAACCUAAAUUUUGAUCCAGACAAUUAUGAACAAAACAAUUUAAACUUAAAGAAAUUUAGAACAUUUAUGAACCGAUAUCUUGGUCUACAUAAUGAAGACAUUCAUAAUGAAACAAAGCCUCUUAUAUUUAUGAUAGGCAUGCAAGUCAAUGCUUUUUACUAUCAUAUCGACAAGUCUAUAUAUAUAAUGGCUGGUAUUUUACAUCCUCCAGUUUAUCAUAAAUCCUGGCCGAAUUCUUUGAAAUUCGGUACGUUAGGUAGUUUUGUGGGACAUGAAUUUACACACGGUUUCGUUUCAACGGGCGCAAACUACGAUAGCAAUGGUGAUAGACGCAAUUGGUGGACGGAAGAAACUGAAGAAGUAUUCAAUAAUCGAACAGAUUGUUAUGAACAACAUUUUAAUGACUACUUGAUACCAGAAAUAAAUCGCAAAAUUAACGGAUAUCUAAGCAAAAAUGAGAAUAUAGCAGAUAAUGGUGGACUUCGUGCCGCACUUAAUUCUUACCGCAAAUAUAUGAAGGAAUUGAAUAAGGAAGGUGAUCUGAUGACAACAUUUAAAGAUGAAGACAUGCCUGGUCUAAAUUUAUCACCAGAACAACUGUUCUUUGUAGGAUUUGCACAAUUGUAUUGUGCAUCGUAUAACGAAAAACACUAUUGGGAGGAACUAACCAACAGACACACUAUUGACAAAUAUAGAGUUUUGGGUACACUAAGUAAUAUGGAAGAUUUCUCUAAGGUUUAUGAGUGUCCUCUGGGUAGUAACAUGAAUAAGAAAGAAGAAAAAUGUAGAAUUUGGUAAAAUGUUUUCAAUAGAUUUGGUCAGCAGAAAAUUAAU